ACCAAAGCAUUAAACAAAAUUUAUUACGCACGGUAGAACAACAAGCAAGUAAAAUUCUUACGUCGGCUACUACCAAUUCAUCGAAAAAAUCUUUCAAUCAGCGAUUUAUGCAGGCAUGGGAUGACAUUGAUGCAAGCAAUGUUUUCUCAAGAGAAAGGAGAGCUACAGAAGCACUUAGCCUUGGUACAAGUGUAGUAGCACUGGGUACAUCAGCAUACAAUACUAUUGAAAUAUUAAGUGUGAAGGACACUGAACAACAAAUUCUAGAUCAUAUUCUAUCAGAUGAUAAAAUACUUCAAUCAACUGUAGCAAAUAUCGUUUCGCUAACUGAUACUCAAGUAGCCGUGGUCGAGGAACUGGGUCAAACGCGUCAUUCAUUGACAAUAUUACAGGAUCGUUUAGUCUAUUUGUAUAAUGGCUUCAAAACAUUACAAAAAGUGAUAAACACUGUCGUACAACAGUCGAUACCAAUACUCGAAAAUGAAUUACAUUAUGAUAAAAUUCAUCGUUCAUUGGAUAAUCUAUUAAAAGGACAAAAAAAUUUUGAUUAUUUGUCUCGGAAUGAACUUCAUCAAGUUAUCGAUCGAAUAUUUAAGCAGUCAGAAAAAAUUCUUUCAUUAUUCGACAUACCAUUGAUGAUUCUUAUCAACCGUUUAGUGGCAUUACAAUCAUUUCAUUUUGCUUUUAACAAUGACGAUAAUACGAAUGGCAACAGCCAUGAAUCACAAAAUGAAGCUAUACCAGCAAUAUACCGAUUAGGAAACUUGAUCAUCUCGAAUGUUGUCUUUAUUCAUCGAGUACGACCAUCCAUACCUGUCUAUCAAGUCUUUAAUACACCAUUCUUCUCAUCGAAUGCCUCUUACCAAGUGUAUAAUCUACCACGCUAUAUCGGUAUUGACUAUAAAAAUAAUCAAUCAUUAGCCUGGUAUUCAGGUGAUAACAACAUCAACACAUGUCACUUCGGUAAAAUUACCUUUUGUCAUGUUCUACCACCAGUUGCUUAUCAAAGAAUUGAGCAUGGAUGUUUAAAUAAAAUGUUUAUUGAGAAUCAAAGUAGUCUGUGCUCAUUCGUUGAAUCCUCAUUCAAAUCUCCCUAUGAUGAAUUAUCCACUACACCAACUCUUUGCUCAAAUACAUCGUCAUCACAAAAUCAAACAACGAGAUUAAGGUCUUUUACUAUUAAUAUUUGUGACUUUACUCAACAAGGUCUCAAACUGAAUAAUAAAUUGACUAUCAAUGCAACAGUGAGACUCAUUCAAGAAACAUUAAAAUUAAAAUACGAUGAGACCUGCGAUAGAAGUGUACUAACGGACAUUGUGAAAUCAUCAAUGAUUAAGUUGGCAGCACAACGUGAAACAAAUGAGGAAAACGUAAAAGGAGAAAUUACCUUAAUGUUAUCGGUGCAAAACAUUCAGAAGGAAAAGGACAAUCUGAAAUCAAAAAUUCAGCAUCGUGGUAAGGCGUUUAUUGAUACAAGUGGACGAGUAUUUCGCGCAAUAAAAAGCAAACUAAACACUGAUGAGAAAACAACCAGUUCUAUAGUAGAAGAUAAAGAGAAGAAAAAAGCUGGAAGAAGAAGAAUGUUGAAGGAAAAUGAAUUAAUUAUGAAGAUCGAUAUUUCGUCAUUCAUCGAAAAAGACGAGAGUCUUCAAGAUGAAGAACACAUAUUACAACUAAUAAAAUUUGUUAAGACAAUUGUGACCGACAAUAACUUAGCAUUUUCAACAAUUACAAUCGAAAAACAGAUACGAAAUCAACUUAGUAAACUCAAAUAUCAGCAUGUGCAAGCACGUAAAUCAAGAAAACAACGAACAUCGUUGCUCUGGCCUACUAAAAUAAUAGCUAUUAAGCUGGCAAGUCAGAACGACGAAAUUUCCAAUUCAUUGAACAAAACAUUCAUUUUCAAUAUUGACAGCACGAAUAUUAAGGAUACAAAUUUGAACCCGCUUAAUCAUGAUGAAAUAGAUUUGCAUUCAUUUACUCUUGAUGACAUUAGCUGUUUGACUGAUCAUAACGAAGAAGAACUAUUUAUCGAUAAAUCAGUCGUGACAAUCUUAUCGGAAGAUGAUAUACGUGUAUCCAUCGAUUAUUCUAUACUUCCAUAUUUGAGGAGGGACGAUACUACAUUCGCAAAUUUCAUACGAACAAUCAAGAGUCGAUUAAUUGAUCUCAAUAUUUCUGAACAACGUAUUAACUGGUCAUCAAUCCAGAAAUCGUUAAUUAAACGUCUGAGUGUUGUUCAGCUUAGCGAAGAUACCCAGACGAAUAAAAUAAUUACAUUCGCGUUUAAACUUGUAUCAAUGAAUGAGGUAAAUUAUUUUUAG
Didymodactylos carnosus is the source of this 2324-nucleotide messenger RNA. The record is from the annotation of a GenBank genome assembly. NCBI's taxonomy places the organism in Eukaryota, Metazoa, Rotifera, Eurotatoria, Philodinida, Philodinidae.